Molecule: messenger RNA, 741 nt
Organism: Ixodes scapularis (black-legged tick)
Lineage: Eukaryota; Metazoa; Arthropoda; Arachnida; Ixodida; Ixodidae
Product: endothelial lipase-like
Molecular function (GO): lipase activity
Source: RefSeq, a predicted model, not a curated record
AUGGAUGGCUGGAGAACGCGUUCGUCAUGGGCACAGGCUAUCAAAGACGCUCUUCUUAAAGAGGAGGACUGUAACGUCAUCGUCGUUGACUGGAGCGGGGGCUCGACACAGCUCUACAAUCGCGGUGCAGCUAACACAGCCCUGGUGGGAAGAGAAAUUGCGCUACUGACGAUGCACCUGAUGAAUCGCUACCGCUUUACGCUACAUCCUGCCGACGUCCACAUUAUCGGAUUCAGCUUCGGCGCCCAAAUUGCAGGCUUCUUUGGAAGGAACUUUAGGAAGAGAACCGGAACGACGAUCUGGCGGAUUACUGCACUGGACCCUGCUGGUCCACUCUUCAACGACACCGAUGUUUACGUUUGCAAGGAUGAUGCCGCAUUUGUUGACGUUAUUCAUACAAGUGGUGGAUACAGAAUUGGUUAUCCGGAACUGGGCUUGCUGAGGCCUGUGGGGCAUGUUGAUUUCUACCCAAAUGGCGCCAAAGCUCAGCCAGGAUGCUCCAUUAAUGUUUUUUGCGACCACGCGCGGGCACCUUUAUUGUUCCUCCAGUCUAUGAUAAACAAGCGGUGCGUCUUUAAGUCAAAUUCAUGCAGCAAAAUUUUGACCGUCUAUAAUAAAGCAAAGUGCGGCCUACAAGCACAACAAGGUGAAAUGGGAUACUACAGCUUUAGAGCUCCAGGAAGAAAUAUCCAAUUGCUCAAAACAAACGGAAUGCCGGAGUUGUGCACACAGAACCAAUGA